This is a messenger RNA of Rotaria sp. Silwood1, 367 nucleotides long. The record is from the annotation of a GenBank genome assembly. Lineage: Eukaryota; Metazoa; Rotifera; Eurotatoria; Philodinida; Philodinidae.
AUGUCAGAUACAACAACCACGACAUUUGUUCCAUUUGGUUCCUACAAAUGUGCUGUGUAUCCAGAUUUGUAUAUUCAACCGUGGCACCCAACCAAUCUAGUUGCACCACCUAUUCGAAAUUGUUUGGGAACUUCAGGAAACUUUGAAUUAGUUAGAAACAAAUACGUACGAUAUACAAUACAUACAAGUGGUUCAGCAAUUGAUGAUCUGACUCUUAUUCUAUUGGACGAAAUAUCAAAUAUUGCAAUUUGUACUGUCUCAGCUAUAGGACAAGAUGCUGAUUGGAUGGAUUGUGAACAGAAUGGUAAGAAUGGCUUACUGUUACUACAUAGAAUAAAUGCAAUUUUUCUACAGGAAUCAGCCCAUC